Molecule: messenger RNA, 11141 nt
Organism: Meriones unguiculatus (Mongolian gerbil)
Lineage: Eukaryota; Metazoa; Chordata; Mammalia; Rodentia; Muridae
Gene: Nav2
Product: neuron navigator 2
Exons: 39
Coding region: 617-7972 (2451 amino acids)
Biological process (GO): nervous system development; neurogenesis
Molecular function (GO): protein binding; ATP binding; ATP hydrolysis activity
Source: RefSeq, a predicted model, not a curated record
GCUUCGUGUUCGAGGGGCUUGUGAACAGCGGUGAUCGGCUGUCACGCCCAGCAAACCUGUCUGCGGAGGUCGCCGCGCGUCCGCUUAGACGCGGGUGGCACUGCAGCGUGUUUGCACGGUGACAGCCGCCUCGCGGCUGAGACGUCCUGGGUUUCCUCCGUUUCCCCAUCCUCUGCUCUUUUGCUCCGCGAUUCGCUCCCGCAGCCUCCCGGGUGCGUCCCCUUAGCCUGUGUCUUUUCCUAAGGAGCCUUCUCACUUCGGAGACGCAAUGACAAGUUAAUAUGGGCGUCCGCGCUACGGUUUUUCAGGAGAAGAAUUGCCAGAGGCAGCCGUCCCCGAGAGCCCAGAGCUUCUGAGCAGGCCGCCCGCUGCGACAUUCGCGCAGGUGGGACCGACCUGCUGAGGGCAGCGACUAGCCCGCCAUCCUGAAGGCGCACUCUCAGGAUUCUCCCUGUUCCCCGACCCGGGGAUUUUGAUUUUUGUUUUUUCCUCCACUGUUGGUGGGCGCCUCGCGGGCCGAGGCCCGGCGCCUGCUCGGCUGCCCGCGCUGCCUUUAGCGGUCGCCUCCGCCGCCGCUGCCAGGGACGUGCUGGGAAAGCCGAAGCCCCGGGAGAAGAUGCCGGCCAUCCUGGUAGCCUCCAAAAUGAAGUCGGGACUGCCCAAACCCGUGCACAGCGCCGCACCCAUCCUGCACGUGCCCCCGGCCCGGAAUGGUCCUCAGCCCUGCUACCUUAAAUUGGGAAGCAAAGUGGAGGUGAGCAAGACCGCCUACACUAGCCAGAUCCCCCUGAAAUCUCAGGGGCUACAAGAGCCGACGGGAGAGGAGUUCCCGUUGCGGAAGAGCAGCUCCCUGGAGAACGGAUUCGAUACCCAGAUCUACACAGAUUGGGCCAAUCAUUACCUUGCCAAAUCCGGCCACAAGCGCCUCAUCAAGGACCUCCAGCAAGAUGUGACCGAUGGCGUGCUCCUGGCCCAGAUCAUCCAGGUUGUAGCGAAUGACAAGAUUGAAGACAUCAAUGGCUGUCCAAAGAAUAGAUCACAAAUGAUUGAAAACAUAGAUGCCUGCUUGAAUUUCCUGGCAGCUAAGGGAAUCAACACCCAGGGGCUGUCUGCAGAAGAGAUCAGGAAUGGGAACCUCAAGGCCAUUCUAGGCCUCUUCUUCAGCCUCUCCCGAUACAAGCAGCAGCAGCAGCAGCAGCAGCAGCCACCGAAGCAGCACCUCUCCUCAUCACCUCUUCCACCUGCUGGGCCUCAGGUGGCCGGGACGCCUUCCCACUGUCAGGCUGGCAUUCCUCAGCAACAGGGGCUGGCCACUCCCCAAGCUCCGUGCCAGCCCCUCCAGCCAGCUUCGCAUCAGCAAGCAAAAACACAAGCAGAAAUGCAGUCCAGUGCAUCAUCCAAGGACUCAUCUCAAAGCAAAAUCAUCUGCUUCACUCUGGGUCAGAAAAAGAUCUCUAGACUUCCAGGUCCCACCGCAAGAGUGGCCGCUGCAGGCAGCGAGGCCAAAACUCGUGGAGGGUCAGCUGCCGCCAGCAACCGACGGAGCCAGAGCUUUAACAACUAUGACAAGUCCAAACCUGCCGCCUCUCCACCCCCACCCCCACCACCAAGUAACCACGAAAAAGAGCCAUUGGCAAGCUCGGCCUCCUCCCAUCCCGGAAUGAGCGAAAAUGUCCCUGCUUCCUUGGAGAACAACCCUUCCAUCCCUGUUAACUGCUCCUCCUCAGCCAUCCCCCAGCCCAGCAUGACCUCUAAGCCCUGGCGCAGCAAGUCACUCAGUGUGAAGCAUAGUGCCACGUCAUCCAUGCUCUCUGUCAAACCCGCUGGGCCUGAAGCCCCCAAGCCCACACCUGAAGCCAUGAAGCCUGCUCCCAACAAUCAGAAAUCCAUGUUGGAAAAGCUCAAACUUUUCAACAGUAAGGGGGGCUCUAAGGCAGGGGAGGCCUCAGCAUCCCGGGACACCAGCUGUGAGCGGUUAGAGAUCCUGCCCAGCUUUGAAGAGAGCGAAGAGUUGGAGGCUGCUAACAGGGCACUUUCAACUGCAGGCCCUGCAUCCAGCAGCCCCAAGAUUGCACUCAAGGGCAUUGCACAGCGGACUUUCAGCAGGGCACUCACCAACAAGAAGAGCUCCCCAAAGGGCAAUGAGAAAGAGAAGGAGAAACAACAGCGGGAGAAAGAAAAGGAAAAAGAGAAGGGCAAGGAACUCACCAAGAGAGUCUCCAUGAUUGAUAGGCCUGACCUCAAGGAAGACCCCAAAGAAGAACUCAGUGGGGUGGCUGUGACUGAGAUGCCAAAAAAGUCCUCUAAGAUCGCCAGCUUUAUCCCCAAAGGGGGCAAGCUCAACAGCAUCAAGAAGGAGGCCACAGCUCCAUCACACAGCGGCAUACCAAAACCAGGAAUGAAGAACACGCCUGGGAAGUCCCCAAGUGCCCCUGUACCUCCCAAGGAAGGAGAGAGGAGCCGAGCAAAGCUGAGCUCAGGGCUUCCUCCCCAGAAGUCCCAGCUAGACAGCAGACACUCCAGCUCCUCCUCCAGCCUGGCAUCCUCGGAGGGAAAAGGCCCUGGAGGGACCACUCUGAACCACAGCAUUAGCAGCCAAACUGUCAGUGGCUCCACCGGGACCACCCAGACCACUGGAAGCAAUACCGUCAGUGUUCAGCUACCUCAGCCUCAGCAGCAAUACAGCCAUCCCAACACAGCCACGGUUGCACCUUUUCUGUACAGGUCCCAGACGGACACCGAAGGGAAUGUCACUGCCGAGUCCAGCUCAGCAGGCGUGAGCCUGGAACCCAGCCACUUCACCAAGAGUGGGCAGCCUGCUCUGGAGGAGCUCACGGCAGAAGACCCCGAGGCUCGGCGGCUGCGGACAGUAAAGAACAUUGCAGACCUACGGCAGAAUUUAGAAGAGACCAUGUCCAGUUUGCGGGGAACUCAGGUUACGCACAGUACACUAGAAACUACGUUUGACACCAACGUCACCACAGAGAUCAGUGGCCGCAGCAUCCUCAGCCUGACAGGCAGGCCCACUCCUCUCUCUUGGAGACUCGGCCAGUCCAGCCCCCGGCUCCAGGCAGGAGACGCCCCUUCAAUGGGCAAUGGGUACCCACCUCGAGCCAGCGCCAGCCGCUUCAUCAGUGCUGAAGCAGGCCGCUAUGUGUACUCUGCCCCUCUGAGAAGGCAACUGGCCUCUAGGGGCAGCAGCAUCUGCCACGUGGAUGUCUCGGACAAGGCAGGCGAUGAAGUAGACCUGGAAGGCAUCAGCAUGGAUGCCCCUGGCUACAUGAGUGAUGGGGACGUCCUGAGCAAGAACAUCCGGACUGAUGAUAUCACAAGCGGGUAUAUGACGGAUGGUGGGCUUGGCCUCUAUACUCGCCGCCUAAACAGGCUUCCUGAUGGGAUGGCUGUGGUGCGAGAGACCCUACAACGAAAUACCUCCUUGGGCCUUGGAGAUGCUGACAGCUGGGAUGACAGCAGCUCCGUCAGCAGUGGCAUCAGCGACACCAUAGACAACCUCAGCACGGAUGACAUCAAUACCAGCUCAUCUAUCAGCUCCUAUGCCAACACGCCUGCCUCCUCCCGAAGAAACCUGGAUGUGCAGACCGACGCUGAGAAGCACUCACAGGUGGAAAGGAAUUCCCUGUGGUCUGGUGACGACAUCAAGAAAUCAGAUGGAGGCUCAGACAGUGGUGUAAAGAUGGAGCCAGGCUCCAAGUGGAGGCGGAACCCUUCAGACAUGUCAGAUGAGUCUGACAAAAGCAUGUCUGGCAAGAAGAAUCCCGUCAUCUCACAGACAGGCUCAUGGCGGCGAGGCAUGACGACAGAGGUGGGCAUCACCAUGCCAAGGACAAAGGCAUCAGCUCCAGCAGGCACACUGAAGACCCCAGGAACUGGAAAAACAGACGAUGCCAAGGUGUCUGAGAAGGGAAGGCUUUCACCCAAAGCCUCCCAGGUCAAGCGCUCCCCAUCGGAUGCUGGCCGCAGCAGUGGGGAUGAAUCCAAAAAAACCCUCCCCAGCAGCUCUCGGACACCCACUGCCAAUGCCAACAGCUUUGGGUUCAAGAAACAGAGUGGUUCUGCUGCAGGGCUAGCCAUGAUUACAGCCAGUGGGGCCACCGUCACCAGCAGGUCUGCAACCCUGGGUAAAAUCCCCAAAUCAUCUGCCCUUGUCGGUCGGCCCACGGGUCGAAAGACAAGCAUGGAUGGAGCCCCAAACCAGGACGACGGGUAUCUGUCUCUCAGCUCCCGGACGAACUUACAGUAUCGGAGCUUGCCGAGGCCCAGCAAGUCCAGUAGCCGGAACGGGGCAGGGAAUAGAUGCAGCACCAGCAGCAUCGACUCUAACAUGAGCAGCAAGUCAGCAGGCCUGCCAGUGCCCAAGCUGAGGGAGCCCUCCAAAACAUCCCUGGGCAGCUCGCUACCAGGGCUCGUCAAUCAGACGGACAAGGAGAAAGGCAUCUCUUCAGACAGUGAGAGCGUGGCUUCCUGCAACUCUGUGAAAGUGAACCCAGCCACACAGCCGGUGUCCAUCUCGGCUCAGGCCACUCUGCAGCCAGGGACCAAGUACGCAGACGUGGCCUCUCCCACACUCCGCAGACUCUUUGGUGGGAAGCCUACCAAGCAAGUGCCCAUCGCCACAGCUGAAACCAUGAAAAGCGCAGUGGUCAUCUCCAACCCUCAUGCCACUAUGACCCAGCAAGGUAACCUAGAGUCCCCCUCAGGCAGUGGCGUCCUGAGCAGUGGGAGCAGCAGUCCUCUCUACAGUAAGAACGUGGACCUCAACCAGUCUCCUCUGGCAUCCAGCCCCAGCUCAGCCCACUCAGGCCCUUCCAACAGCCUCACCUGGGGUACCAGCUCGUCGGCAGUGAGCAAGGAUGGCCUGGGCUUCCAGUCUGUUAGCAGCCUUCACACCAGCUGCGAGUCUAUUGACAUAUCCCUCGGCAGUGGCGGGGGCUUGAGUCACAACUCCUCCCCUGGUCCUGUUGCCUCCACUAAGGAAGACUCUUUGAUGCCUUUUGUCCGUACCAGCAGUGUGAAGACCACACUGUCGGAAAGCCCCCUCUCUUCCCCUGCUGCUAGCCCUAAGUUCUGCAGAAGUACUCUGCCCAGGAAACAGGACAGUGACCCGCACCUUGAUAGGAACACUUUGCCUAAGAAAGGACUCAGGUAUACACCCACCUCCCAGCUUCGCACCCAGGAAGACGCCAAAGAAUGGUUGCGGUCCCACUCUGCUGGGGGCCUGCAGGACACCGCUGCCAACUCCCCCUUCUCCUCUGGCUCUAGUGUCACUUCUCCCUCUGGAACAAGAUUCAACUUCUCCCAGCUUGCGAGUCCCACCACUGUCACCCAGAUGAGCUUGUCCAACCCAACAAUGCUGAGGACCCACAGCCUGUCCAACGCUGAUGGCCAGUAUGACCCCUACACUGACAGCCGCUUCCGGAACAGCUCCAUGUCUCUUGAUGAGAAGAGCAGAACAAUGAGUCGAUCUGGCUCCUUCCGGGAUGGCUUUGAGGAAGUUCAUGGAUCCUCCCUGUCCUUGGUCUCAAGCACAUCCUCCAUCUACUCCACGCCUGAAGAAAAAUGCCAGUCAGAGAUUCGAAAGCUGCGACGAGAGCUGGAUGCCUCCCAGGAAAAGGUGUCUGCACUGACCACCCAGCUGACUGCAAACGCUCACCUUGUGGCAGCCUUUGAGCAGAGUCUCGGAAACAUGACCAUCAGGCUGCAGAGUUUAACUAUGACUGCAGAGCAGAAGGAUUCAGAACUGAAUGAGUUAAGAAAAACCAUUGAGCUGCUAAAGAAACAGAAUGCAGCUGCCCAGGCUGCCAUUAACGGAGUGAUAAACACACCAGAGCUCAACUGCAAAGGAAAUGGCAGCACCCAGGCUGCAGACCUACGCAUCCGCAGGCAGCACUCCUCUGACAGUGUCUCCAGUAUCAACAGCGCCACCAGCCACUCCAGUGUGGGCAGCAACAUAGAGAGCGACUCAAAGAAAAAGAAGAGGAAAAACUGGUUGCGCAGCUCCUUCAAGCAAGCCUUCGGGAAGAAGAAGUCCCCCAAGUCAGCGUCCUCACACUCAGACAUCGAGGAGAUGACAGAUUCUUCAUUGCCUUCCUCACCAAAAUUGCCACACAACGGAUCCACAGGCUCUACCCCGCUGCUGAGGAACGCCCACUCCAGCUCUCUAAUUUCUGAGUGCAUGGACAGUGAGGCGGAGACAGUCAUGCAGUUACGAAAUGAGCUGCGAGACAAGGAGAUGAAGCUGACAGACAUCCGCCUGGAAGCACUCAGCUCUGCCCACCAGCUGGACCAGCUCCGAGAGGCCAUGAACAGGAUGCAAAGUGAAAUUGAGAAGCUGAAAGCGGAGAAUGACCGACUGAAGUCUGAAUCUCAAGGCAGUGGCUGCAGCCGGGCCCCUUCCCAGGUGUCCAUCUCCGCUUCCCCAAGGCAGUCUUUAGGGCUCUCACAGCCCAGCCUGAACCUCACAGAGUCCACCAGUCUAGACAUGUUGCUGGAUGACACUGGUGAAUGCUCGGCUCGGAAGGAAGGAGGCAGGCAUGUUAAGAUAGUUGUCAGCUUUCAGGAGGCAAUGAAGUGGAAGGAGGACUCCAGACCACACCUCUUCCUUAUUGGCUGCAUCGGAGUGAGUGGCAAGACAAAGUGGGACGUGCUUGACGGGGUGGUUAGACGGCUGUUCAAAGAAUACAUCAUUCAUGUGGACCCGGUGAGUCAACUGGGACUGAAUUCAGACAGUGUUCUCGGCUACAGCAUCGGUGAAAUCAAGCGCAGCAACACCUCAGAGACCCCUGAGCUCCUCCCUUGUGGCUAUCUGGUCGGAGAGAACACCACCAUCUUGGUGACUGUCAAAGGGCUCACGGAAAACAGCCUGGACUCUCUGGUGUUUGAGUCCCUGAUCCCCAAGCCCAUCCUGCAGCGCUACGUCUCCCUGCUCGUAGAGCAUCGGCGCAUCAUCCUCUCGGGUCCCAGCGGCACUGGGAAAACCUACCUGGCCAACCGGCUCUCGGAGUACGUGGUCCUUCGGGAAGGACGGGAGUUGACAGACGGCGUCAUUGCCACCUUUAACGUGGACCACAAGUCCAGCAAGGAACUGCGCCAGUAUCUGUCCAACCUGGCCGACCAGUGCAACAGUGAGAAUAACGCUGUGGAUAUGCCACUUGUCAUCAUCCUGGACAACCUGCACCACGUGAGCUCUCUGGGAGAGAUCUUCAAUGGACUGCUUAACUGCAAAUACCAUAAAUGCCCUUACAUCAUCGGCACAAUGAACCAGGCUACCUCUUCCACUCCCAAUCUGCAGCUUCAUCAUAACUUCAGGUGGGUGCUUUGUGCCAACCACACGGAGCCUGUGAAGGGUUUCCUUGGCCGCUUCCUGAGGAGGAAGCUCAUGGAAACGGAGAUCAGUGGGCGGGUACGAAAUACAGAGCUGGUGAAAAUCAUCAACUGGAUCCCCAAGGUCUGGCAUCACCUCAACCGCUUCCUCGAGGCCCACAGCUCCUCGGACGUCACUAUCGGUCCCCGGCUCUUCCUGUCAUGUCCCAUAGACGUGGAUGGUUCCAGAGUGUGGUUCACUGACCUGUGGAACUACUCCAUCAUCCCCUACCUCCUGGAAGCUGUCAGAGAAGGACUCCAGCUCUAUGGAAGGCGUGCCCCCUGGGAGGACCCCGCCAAGUGGGUAAUGGACACCUACCCAUGGGCCGCCAGCCCACAGCAGCAUGAGUGGCCUCCGCUUCUGCAGCUCCGGCCUGAGGACGUGGGGUUCGAUAGCUACUCCCUGCCUCGGGAGGGGUCGACAAGCAAGCAGGUGCCCCCCAGUGAUGCUGAAGGAGACCCGCUGAUGAACAUGUUGAUGCGGUUGCAGGAAGCAGCCAACUACUCCAGCCCCCAGAGCUACGACAGCGACUCCAACAGCAACAGCCAUCAUGACGACAUCCUGGACUCUUCACUGGAGUCCACUCUGUGACCGAGGCCCCCCGCGUCUCCUCGCUCCAUCCCACCUGCAUCCUCCAUUUCAUUCUGAAGAUGACUUCCUGAGCCAGCCCUGGCUGCCACAGCCUUGAAGCCAGAGCAGAGUGACAGGGAUAGGAGACCCCAGCCCUAGCGCUCUGCCCUUGCAUGCGCAGCCCAGGGCCUCCUCCCCACACAGUGACAGCUGUCCUAGCCUCUGUUCUACUCUCCUUCUCGGUUUGCCUUGUUGCCGUGACCUCCGUGAGACACUGAAGAUACUUCAUGGGAAAGGAUCCUCGCCGUUGAGAUAUAAAGAGAUUGAAUGAAAGUUUUAAAAAUAAGAUUCCACUCAGUGCCCUGAAAUCCAACAGCGCGCCUCCUCAAGCUACCCCCCAGAAAGAAAAGACUAAACCCAACUAGGAAAUAGACACAACAGGGCUUCCCUCAGCACAGACCCACCAGCUUGGGUCUGGCCACCAGCACCCCAGAGCCAUGCCACCCCACCCUCCACAGAAGAAUUGGUGCUAACGAGGGUGCUUGCUUGGAACGCCACCCAGGGACACUGAUGCAUCAUAUGUCUCUGUUUUCCACAUGGUGCUCUCCUUCCCCGAGAAGUAUUUUGUCUAUUCCAAUACACCCCUUCCCCUUCAGCCCAUCAGCCCCAGUUAUCCGUGAGAGCAAGUGAAGAGGUGAGAGUGUGAGCGAGCGGAUGGGACUAGCAACACAGAAAAGAGCGCCUGUUUCCUUCGUCUGUCCACAUGGUCAGGUUUCUGUCCGCAAACACUGUGUACUGUGCAAGUAGUUCUUUGGAGAACUAUCAACCCUUGCCUGUGUCUGCCUUUCUACCUGGUUGAUUGUGAAAGUUCCCUUCUCCUCUACUACCUCCUCCCUCCCCGCCACACACCUUGACCAGAAUUAAUCCUCUGGUGAAAGCAAGAGCUAAGUAGAGUUGAGUUUGCCCCUCCUCAGCUUGGAUUUCAGUGUUCUGUGCCCUCGACACCUCCUUCUGGGGCUGUGGGCACCUGUAUCCUUGCAGAUAGAUAGAGGAGCACCAGUUCUCUUCCUGUGGGUGAGCCACGGACCUUGCUUUUCCAUCUCUGAGGGCUGAGAACCCCACUUCAUCACCUCAGGCAUCCCAGACUCCAGUUGCAGGAAGAGUUGCUGCUGUCCUCUCAGCAAACCCUGGCACUUUCCCCAGAACCAAGGUGACACAGCUUAGCAGGGAGGCGCAGCUGCCCUUCCCAGAACUCUGGCCCUGCCUCCGUCCUGACGAGCCUCGCCUGACCUGUCCGGUGCUGACCCCAUGCAAUGCCUUACUGGUUUUGUACUGACCGUGUCCAUUUACAUGAGUGUUGUGCCUGCCUGGGGUUGUGUGUGCGUCUUCCCCAUCGAAGUGAACAGGGCUAUAAGUCAUCUUUUCAUAGAGAGAACACAAGUUGCCGACUUCUCAUCCGAAAGACUCAUCUGUGUGGGUGUAUGAUUGUGGGUAGAGAGAGAGAGAGAGAGAGAGAGAGAGAUCCAUUUCUUUAGGCUCCUGUUAGUCUCCAGCGAACGACCUCCCUGGACGGUAACCCCGUAAGUCCAUGCGACUUUGCAAAUCUGUACUCCAGGGGAAACCUAGUGUGCCUUGGCUCCAGCACACUGGUGGUCUCCUUACCGGGUCCGGACAUUUGAGCUCUUUGUGUUUUAUAGUCUUUCCCAGCCCCAGUGGGGGUGUCAGUAACGAUCAGGUUUUUUUAUUUCACUUUUUUGCUGUUCUAUUCUUGGAUGUUUGUCUCAGUAAAUUUUUUUUUUUCAUACCUUAUAAGCUUGACCCAGAACUGCUCACUUUGCUUGGAAUGGCACUGUUUUUUGUUUGUUUGUUUUGUUUUUUUUUCCCCCUCCCUCAUUGAAAGGAACAAGAAAGUGUCCUGUUAACUGGUAAAGAGAAACAUUUCCACCCCCUGCUGUAAUCCCACACUCAGCCUUCACUUCCGGUGUGGCUGUGAGUGUGUCUUCUUCUGUUGUUUUGUUUGUAAUAAAACUUAUAAACCAUAUGUCUAGCCUGUGACCAGAGCCAAACCCUGAGCCUUCCAGUGCCCCUGAAGGGUAGCCUACCCUUCUCAGUCUAUCUCCCAGCAAUGACCGUACACUAUCAUACUGUGAACUUGGGAGCUAGUUAAAUCAAGUCCCUCCUUGCGCAUAGUUUUCUCAGUCACCCUCGGAGUACACCCUGCCAACAUUAUUUGGAACUGUUGUCUUUAAUGACACCCUCUCCCCACUCGCCAUGCCUAGACUUCUCGCCUACCAUAUCCAGGCUCACAACAGAAACCUGUGUACCUACUGCCGCCUGUCUGGCCAGCGGCGAUUUAGUGCCUCCUAGCUCAGCUGCCUUCCUGAAGCUCUGGGAAGCCGGCUGUCUAAAAGGCGCAUUUCCUACUGGGUCAUGAUUUUACUUUCCUGUUGCUCAGCCUUGGACAAAGUGACUUUGGACUCACUUAGGGCUCUGUCUGAAAUGCUUCCAUUUUGCCUUUUUCUAUAGAUAGGCUAAUUUUGAAAUGAAAGUAAUCCUAUGCAACACUGAUGCUAAGGUACCAGUGGGAACCAAUGUUUGCUUCCCAGGAGACCAAGAAUUCCACAAUGAGUUGGGAAGUCCUUUUAAUUUAAGAUUGGGGGUGGGGUGGGAGUGUAAGAAAGGCAAGGCUUGCCCAUAUCUUUCUCUGACCUUGGGGACAUUUUCAAUUUUAUUGUUUAUGCUCGACUUUAAGAUUCUGUGUGCCCAAAUUUGACCUUGGCAAAUCUAUUUGAAAAGCAAAACAAUCCAACUUUGUGGAUAUUGAGUGGGAGGUUUGCUGUUUUGACCUGCUUGUUUUGGGCCGAGCAGUUAUGAAACAUGUUCUAUAAGAUGUACAUUUUUUUUUCAUUGUAAAAUAGAAAUUGUAAAUAAUCAAUGAAACUGCUGCAUUUUGAUGACUUUUUUCUAGCCAUUUUUAAAGAGAAAACUAGGAAUUGAGUAUUUUGUGUACGGUAUGUUUCCACCGCCCUCUUCCCUCCCCUCCCUCCCUAUUUAAUUUUCAUUUGUCAUGAGGUUUUUGGGUUUGAGAACAAUCCGCUGGAGAUCUGCCCCAUGUCAUAGAGAAUAAAGCUGAUGAUUGUACCAGACUUAAAUUAUUCAUGAUUCAAUAAAGUUAAUGCUUAUUUAUUCA